Molecule: messenger RNA, 2384 nt
Organism: Acanthoscelides obtectus
Lineage: Eukaryota; Metazoa; Arthropoda; Insecta; Coleoptera; Chrysomelidae
Source: the annotation of a GenBank genome assembly
AACGCCGGUCAAGGGUAGGGUAGCCUCGAAAGCCUUUUCAUGUUGCUUGUAAAGUCUAGGGUCAAUUCCUAGUUUCGGUAAAAUAUAUGCCGGGACAAAUGUAUAAUAAAUAGCUUUAACAACCUCAAAAACGGAAAGGCGUGAUUCUGUGACCGGGCAAAUACAUUGCUUAUAAAAAAUGCUCAAAUGUCUAUACUCAAAACGUGUAAAUACAGCUCUUGUAAUUUGUGCUUUCGACCGCGUAUAAAGUAUUUAGUUCAUUUAAGUACUUGUAUAUAGAAGUAACAUGUGAUUCCAGUCGAAAAACGGAUACAGUGCAAUAGAAUUUUGUGAUGAUACAGGAAUAAUGAUUUUUGUAGUGUAAGAUUUUAGCCACUGUCAGAACGAAUGCACACCAUGGAGGAGAAAAAGCCUCGCUUCGGAGGCUCCAAGGUCUCAGAGAUCGCUAACAUUUUCCAGGCGAGAACACCAUCUGGAGAUUUUGCAGCACCAGUACUUCGGAAAACUCACCAGAAACCUUUGGAAAAGCUAGUCAGUACAGAGAAAGUUGAUGAUAACACUCCGGUAACAGUGAUGCGCACAGAAUCCCAUGUAACGAGGUUCAACAAUGCCAGGGCACUUUUUGAAAAGUUAGGGGAAGAAAACAAGAGAGACAGUAGAGUUAAUCCCCUCCAAACAACUAAAAGUACAUCCUGCGUACCGGAUGUCACCAAUAGGAGUAGAAGCAGCAGUGCGAACAGUGAAACCAGAGAGACCAAAUCACAUGGAGGAUCAAGGUCGCCAUCCCCUACAAAUCAAGGUUUUGCCGAUACAUUUAGCAACAGUGUGCCAAUGUUGAACAACAAUAGAAAUGGAAUUUCGGGAACCACAACAAAUACUAAUGUCGCAAAAUCAAUUUAUAAAACGAGUUACUCCACAUCUGAAGAAAAAAUGAAAGUUGAAGAAAGGAGUCCAAAGCCUGCCCUAAUGAAGAAACCUGAUAAACUUGAAAAAGUGGACAGACCUGAUAAACCCGAAAGGCGUUUUAACAGCAAAGAGCUUAUUGAGAGGCAAAAGAAUUGGACGUCUCACUUCUCCAAAAAUAAUAGUAGGAGUAGUAGAUAUAAUAGUGACCCGAAUAAAUCCGAAGCCAAACUGGCAUCAACGAACGGCAACAAGGAACAUGCUGCUCAAGACACAAAAUCCAGUGCCAUAGCCUCUCGAAGCGCGUCGUUCACUUCGAGUAGGCUGACAUCUCCUCCGACCUCACCACCCAUACCGCCAGUGAGGACGGAAGCUUCCAAGAGGUCUAACUUCGUGAGGAAAGAAAGACCAGCAUCUGUAAUACCCAGUCCUGCGGAUUACAAUGCUUCCGCGGGGUAUGCCAGUCCUACGAGGAGCCCUCUGAGGUCGCCAAUGAGAGACGAGGAUCAGUCGAGGAAUAGGUCUAGUUUGAUCCUGUCUUCCCCAGACAACGAUAUCGACCGAGAUCUCGACUUAGUUGGUAGGAAUAAAGAAAACGAAGUGCCAGUGAGAAAAAGACUGUUUAGGGAAUCCAGUAGUCCUGAUAGGGAUGCUAAGGAUGCCAUACGAAAAUCUCCCUUGGAGGAGAGGGAAUCUAGUCGUGAAAACUUAUCUGCUGCUUCAGGUAGUUUAUCUUCCCUGAGUCCUCCCAGUAGUCCUGGGAAAUUGAGAUCGGAGCAAGAGAAACAGGAACAAGAGGCAAAUGAAAAAUGUACAUUCGAUACUCCCGAGUCGAGACGUAGCAAACCAGAUGCAGAAUCGCCUAGAUCAUCUGAAGAUGGAAGUCGAACAAGGACAUCAGCGAAAGCUUCAACGGUGUGCCUCAACUUGCCUGCUGCUGGUUUGGGAAAAAGACCGGCUUCUUUGGUUAGCUCUGCUACAUCGGAUAGUGAAGGUGGCUUCACCGAGCCUUCUCCUCGAGUUGAAGCCCGAUUAAGGCCACACGAAGAUUCUCCUGCUCCGCUACAACCAUCUGGAGGAAUUGGCUCUCCUCCAGAGGAGGAUAUUCAAGAAUACAGUGAAGGUCCACCACUUUUAGAAGAAGAAGAACCUCCACCUCCUCCACUAGUACCAAGACUGACUCAAGCUCAAGUGGAAGCCCUGUAUGCAGUGCCAUGCAAACCUCAUGCCAAGGUACGCAAACCAAUUAUGAAAAAAAAAUUACGAGCAAUAAAAAAAUAGAGUCAGUGGCAUGUAUUACAAAUAAAGGUCCACUUGUUCGGCCAGCGGUUGGGGAGAAAUUUUACCUCUGACUGUCAUACUGGAAAUAUGUACUUUAAUAAUCAAAAUACAUAGUGAUGUAAUUUUAAUAGACAAGAAUGUUAAAUUACAAAAAAUGGAUUGAAGAAAAAUAUGUAACCGAAUUAUUAUACAAAAUUGAC